CGAGUUGCGAGUUUUAGAACCCAUACAAGAUCGAAUUACCAGGCUGUUACAUCCUGCAGAUAUCCAUUGGAGGAUCUGAAAACCGUGAGCUCAAACCAGCUACGUCUACCAUUCCUCGAGAAGCGCAUGGCAUAAUGUCAGAUUCCAGAUCCAGUAAAGUUGAAGACUAUCUUAGGGCUUUGAGCCCCCUCUUUACAAGUGCUCUUCCGUGCGCCACCGACGAGUAUGGCCUAUAUAUUCCCAAUCUUGACGCGUUAUCCGUUGCCUUGAGAGACCCUGACAGCCGGGAAGCGCCAUUGCUCAAAGACCGUCUUCCUUCUUUAGUCCAAAUUAUCAACGAAAUUAUGAGCUCUUCCCUGCCUGAUUCUACUACGCACGAGGGCAUCUUGGUUUCUCUCUUUAAGGUCUUGAUCAACCUGACGGCGGACAACAGCCUGAACUCCAACCUUGCGUUUCAGGGCCAGAGGGAGUUUUUAUGGAAAAACAUAUCCAGUAAUUUGCAGAACUACAGUGCUUUGAAUUCAAUCUUGGUAGUUGCUGUUGCAAACGCGAUAAGGAUCUCCCAGAGCGCUUCCGAAGAGGAGUGCCCUCUUUCAUGGAAUUGUGACGAUCUUAUGGAGGUGUUCAGUCCGUUAAUCGUGUAUACGUAUCGAAAGUACCAGGAAAUGGACGUCACGAUUGAGGAUUUGGCUAGUGAGCUAGAAAGUAUUCACCACCUCUCUACGCGGCUUUCCAAUGUCACUUUGAGUUUAUCCGUUGACGACGAAUUGAUGAGCAUGGCUGACGUGUUGUUGAAGGGCAUCGAUCAAGCGAAUGUUAGAGAGGGUAAAUUCAUCGUGGAUGAUGAGGUGUUGAGUGAAAGUUUGCAACAUGUCGCCACUGCCAUCUACACCAUUUCCGCAUAUGAAGCGCUUCAUAGCAUGCAUCCAGCCAGGACUCUCAGCGUGCAGACGACAUUAAUCGAAGCCUGCCGCAAGCUUUCCUUGAUUGAUGCCGAUAGACUUGAGAAUGCGACUUUAAUCAAUAGACUGGUGUUUGCGGCCAUCGGGCUCGUCUCAUCGCUCCCAACCAACACCAAUGAGCCCGAAUUACCGUUAGCAGUUAAUGAAAUUAUCAACGCCGAUGGAAUAGCCACUCCAUACUCUGCAUCGGCUGCCUGUAUUAUUUUGGGGAACUACAUUACAUCGCGGGAGAAACAAGCCUCGUUCUUGAAUGCCACCCUUGGGGCCAACAAAAAUGCUUUCAUGGAUGCGUUGCCUAGACGUUUUGGCGAGUUCAACGACGUGGUGCAGUACCAGGCCCUCCAUUUGAUGCAGUUCUUGAUUGAGGAUGAGAUCCUCUUGGCGAAAAUCUUUGAGCAUAACUGGCAAUCCUUUGUCAAGGCGACCAAGAUUGUCUCGGACAACCGUCAAUACUACCAGUCCAUCGCAUCGCAACUUCUCGCAGUUCUUACUAAGCUUGUGCCAUGCAUUGACAAUGUUUCGUGGGUGGAAGCAUUUGUCACCGAUGUUUUUAACGCGUCGAUCCAUAGUUUGGUGACGGACGAUGCAUUCUCUACUGAAUCUGUGAACCUUGAACAGGCAUUGUUGUCCAAGACUAUUGGCUUGCAGGCGGCCCAGACUCCAUUUUCGGCUGACUUGAUCGUCACAACCCAUGCUUUGAUUAACGAGGUGUUACAGUUGCCAGACACCGGAACGAUCAGCUCAUCCGUGAUUAUGGCCAAGAUUAAGUCCGUGGCCGAGGUCUUACACACUGAUGCCUCGUUGCUACUUACACAUGCCAGCUUAGCUCUGUUCCUAGAAAAAUUGUAUGUUAACAUGCUUGUGGAAGAAAACCCUGUCUCAUCCGACUUACUUCCACCCGAGAAGAAGGCCUUGUACAACAAUUCCAAGUUUAUUGCGGCCAAGGUGUUGCAACAUGUCACCGCAGUGGAGUCCGAAACUGAUGACACUAGGGACUUUGAAGCGUUGAAAGCUGCCGCGAGUCUGGUCUUGAGACUUUAGUUGUAUCCCCACUAAGGUGCACUUCAGACCUGUGGGGUUAUUUGAGUACACCCUUUAUUGAGUUGUAGUUUUUGAGGAUGAAAAUAUACAGGUUAGUGUCAGUAAAUAUUACGAUACUGGGCGAAUCAGACAAUAAAAUAGUAUUGUGAGAUGAA
Molecule: messenger RNA, 2158 nt
Organism: Babjeviella inositovora NRRL Y-12698
Lineage: Eukaryota; Fungi; Ascomycota; Pichiomycetes; Serinales
Exons: 1
Coding region: 135-2003 (622 amino acids)
Source: RefSeq, a predicted model, not a curated record